AUGAGCAAGCAAUUGUUUAUUUAUAUUGUUGAUCGCCUCUCCAAUGAAGUUGAAUUCUUUCGUCAAAAGAGGGACGGUCUCGGAAGGCUUGGUCUCUCUACACUUCAAAAAUGUACGGCAGCUAUUCGUGUGUUGGCAUAUGGUUCUGCGUUUGAUGCGGUCGACGAAUACCUCAGGCUCGGUGGAAGCACUACUCGGUUAUGUCUGCAAAAUUUUGUGGAAGCAAUAAUAAAUUUGUUCGGCGAUGAGUACUUAAGAAGACCAACACCGGAAGAUCUUCAACGUCUACUUCAUGUUGGACAGCAUCGUGGCUUUCCCGGGAUGAUAGGAAGCAUCGAUUGUAUGCAUUGGAAGUGGAAGAAUUGUCCAACCGCUUGGAAAGGGGAUUUUUCUCGUGGUUCGGAUAAACCCACAGUCGUUUUAGAGGCGGUUGCUUCAUAUGAUCUCUGGAUAUGGCAUGCGUUUUUUGGACUUCCAGGUACCUUAAAUGAUAUUAAUGUCCUUGAUCGUUCACCUGUUUUUGAUGACAUAAUAAAUGGUCAAGCCCCGCAAGUGAAUUUCUCGGUCAAUGGAAGAGUGUACCAUUUGGCUUAUUAUCUAACCGAUGGUAUUUAUCCAAAAUGGGCAACUUUUAUCCAAUCUAUUUCACUUCCACAAGGGCUAAAAGCAAGAUUAUUUGCGAAACGUCAAGAAGCUGCCCGAAAAGAUGCCGAGCGUGCUUUCGGAGUUUUGCAAGCUCGAUUUGCCAUAAUUAAAAAUCCAGUACGUUCUUGGGAUAAAGUCAAGAUUGGAAAGAUAAUGAGAGCAUGUAUCAUACUCCAUAAUAUGAUAGUAGAAGACGAACGAGAUGAAUCCACUACAAAUUGGGAAGAUAAUGUGACCACGAAUCAAUUUGAUGUUUCGGAUUUCCAACAAGGAGAAGGCAACGGAAGUUCACAUGUCAAUCUCGGCUUUUCUCAUAUUGCCAACAGUAUGGAUGUGGAAAAUGACAUUCGUAAUAGAAAAGUGCAUCAAAAACUGAAAGCUGAUUUGGUUGAACAUCUAUGGAAUAAAUUUGGUCGUGAUGAAGACAACAACUGAGCUUCGAUGCCUCUUUGAAAUUAUUAUCGUUUAUUUUUAUAAUCUUUAUU
Raphanus sativus (radish) is the source of this 1130-nucleotide messenger RNA. RefSeq lists its product as uncharacterized. The transcript has a single exon. NCBI's taxonomy places the organism in Eukaryota, Viridiplantae, Streptophyta, Magnoliopsida, Brassicales, Brassicaceae. The record is from RefSeq and is a predicted model, not a curated record. Bases 1 to 1080 code for a protein of 359 amino acids.